This is a messenger RNA of Rotaria sordida, 423 nucleotides long. Lineage: Eukaryota; Metazoa; Rotifera; Eurotatoria; Philodinida; Philodinidae. The record is from the annotation of a GenBank genome assembly.
AUGGAUAGAGUUGAAUUUGAUGGAAUGGUAUCUGAUAAUAGUAUAGCACUCACUCUUAAAUUUUCUACACCAGCUGAACGAUGUUCAUGUGCUGGAAAAUUAUGUAAAGAAGUAUUUAUGCUUGAUAAAGAAUUUAAAUCAUGGGAUGGUACAUCAGCUGAUAAUGCAACUGAAUAUCAUUUUAAUAUAUUAAGUAAUAUAGCUGAUGUAGUUGAACAAACAGACUUAGAUUUAAUUGUGCUUGAAAUAGCUACAUUAGCAAAAAAAUAUCCAACUUUAAAUACGAAUCAGGUUAUACAAAUUUUAUUAUUACGUGAAGAUUUAACAAAACAAGAAGCAACAGAUACAGCUGUAGCAUAUAUGCCACGUGUUAAUCAAGGUAUUCUAUUUGAAAUUAUGGAAAUUGUUAAUCAACCAAAUUAA